CGUGCCCAACAAUAUAUUUCAAAGCAAAAUGUUUAGAUUUUAUUUUUUCUUCAAUCUAAUCUGCCUCUAUCUGGCGAUCAAAAGUGCCCUCAGCGUGGAAAUGGAUGCAAAUGAUCAAAAAUUCGCCCACGAGGUGACCGAUGGUGCGGCCGAAACCGACGGAUUAAGGCGGGAGGAUGGCGACGACGGAAUCAACAAACGGGCGGCCGCCAUGUGGUUCGGGCCACGGCUCGGCAAGCGCACCAUCCCGGUGGACCUGCACGACGAGCUGAUGGAGGAGUUCGACAGUGAACCGUUGGGUUAUGCGGGCGAGUCGCCGGAAAAACUGGCCACCGAGCUUAUCGAGGGCACGCCGUACGUUGUGCUGCUGCUGACGGCAAGACCUCGAAAACCGCAGCCGAUUUUCUACCACACGACCUCCCCCCGGCUCGGGCGGCGAGAUUCCGUCGGGGAGAACCACCAAAGGCCCCCGUUUGCGCCACGGCUGGGCCGAAAUCUGCCAUUCUCGCCGCGGCUGGGACGAUCGUACAACGGUGGAUACCCGCCGCUACCUUUCCAGCUGCCGUACUAAAGUGAUACCAGCGCCACCAACUGACGCCGUAGGACUGUGACCGGUCUGGACAGCUUCAACGUUUGAGUUUAUUGGCAUUAAAAACAAAAACAAAACGAAAAACGAAUGGCUGGAAUCCAAUAAACUCAAACGGUUUGAGGUGUGCCGGAAAUCACACCCUCACCUCUCGACGAAUUGUACAUGUGCUCUCUACUUUAAUAAAUUAUUAAGUAACACGUCAACGUGUGAUGUAAACAAAAUGAUCCCACUAAGAGCAUGAGUGUUAUUUAAAAAAUUUCUUAAAAUUCCUGUUUAAAGCAAAGCGAAUAAAACAAAGCACAGCUUAUGCGAUGAUGCUUUGAAUUCGGUAAUUUAGCAAAAUAAAUAAAUUUCGGAAUGUAUCUAUCCGGAAUAAUAAUUUGUUGUUGGGAA
This is a messenger RNA of Anopheles coustani, 982 nucleotides long. Its product is annotated as PBAN-type neuropeptides-like. The transcript is spliced from 3 exons. NCBI's taxonomy places the organism in Eukaryota, Metazoa, Arthropoda, Insecta, Diptera, Culicidae. The coding region runs from base 29 to 571 and encodes 180 amino acids. Gene Ontology annotation, biological process: neuropeptide signaling pathway. Gene Ontology annotation, molecular function: neuropeptide hormone activity. The record is from RefSeq and is a predicted model, not a curated record.